CGAUUUUUUCAAGAGGUUAUCUCAAGCGCAACGCUUAUCACGCGCAAAGUCCUUUGGAGUUAUACGGAAGUAUUGUACGAUGGGAGCUAAUCAUUUAAUUUAUGCCUGUUCCCUGAUUUUGACGUUUUGUCUCUCAGCUGUUUUUUGCGAGAUUGAACCGCGUUACGAUGAGAAAAUUGAACUUUUUGCGACAUCGACAAAAAUGCCAGAGUUUGUGUCCGAGAAGCCACAGGCUGGAAUGGGGUUCCUACACGCUUUCGUAGCAUCUUUAUCGGUCAUCGUGGUAUCUGAAUUAGGAGACAAAACGUUCUUCAUUGCCGCUAUUAUGGCAAUGAAGCAUCCACGGUUGACUGUAUUCAUUGGUGCGAUAAGCGCUCUUGCAUUGAUGACCAUUCUAUCAGUGGUGUUCGGAUACGCAGCCACAAUAAUUCCUCGUGCUUAUACCUACUAUAUCUCUACUCUUCUCUUCGCUUUGUUUGGAUUAAAAAUGUUACGAGAUGGAUAUUAUAUGUCGCCAACAGAAGCACAAGAAGAGCUAGAAGAAGUUCAAUCUGACUUAAGGAAAAGAGAUGACGAGUACGAAAAGGAGACGGCGAGUACUUUAGUUCAGGAUCCAGAAACCGGUGUAAUACGCAAAACUACUAAAAGCAGCGCAUUCAUGCUACUAUCUAGGAUAUUCUUACAAUCAUUCACCCUUACCUUUCUUGCGGAAUGGGGCGAUCGUUCUCAAUUAACGACCAUUAUUCUUGCAGCAAGAGAGGAUGUUUAUGGAGUCGUUCUAGGCGGAAUACUUGGGCAUUCGUUUUGUACAGGUUUAGCAGUUAUAGGAGGGCGCAUGAUAGCUCAAAGAAUAUCAGUGAGAACAGUGACCAUUAUUGGAGGUUUAGUGUUCAUAUUAUUUGCCGUAACAGCGCUCUUCGUCAACCCCGUAGAAAGUGUUUGAGGACAACUCUUCCUUAACUUUACAAAUUUCUACCAGUAUUGCUUUAUGAAUGUUGUACAUUGUGAGAGUAUUGUAAGUUUGUACAUAGUGAUCUGUUAUACUGAGUUUAUGCGAAACUACAAAGUUAACUAAGCGCUGGCCAGUUUUAGCCAGUAAGAAAUUUGUCUUCUUAAUAUAUAUUUUGUUGCACUCGACGUACACACUAACACAACACCCUCCUACGUCCAUCCUUCCUCUUUCCGUGAAGUAAUACGAAAUAGUAUUUAAUAAGAAAUUUAUUUCGUAUUCUUGUAAAAAGUACGUCGGAGCAUGUUGUGUCAGUGUGCAUCAAGCACAUUUUGGGAGUCGUAACAAAAUAAGCUUUUACGUAACUUUAGGCUUACUUUCUAACGUAUAGAGAUCGAUCGUGUCAAAGAUCUCUCAGCUUUAAAAGUAACAAUACGUAAUUAAAAGAUCGAUCUUCUCCUAUCUUGGCUUAAUCGAUAUCCGACAGCACGAAUAUAUGUAUAUAAGUGCUUAAAAGUAUCGAUGAAGAACAAAAUUUAUUUUAUAGUUAAAUAA
This is a messenger RNA of Cyphomyrmex costatus, 1504 nucleotides long. RefSeq names its product transmembrane protein 165. Gene Ontology annotation, molecular function: calcium ion transmembrane transporter activity; manganese ion transmembrane transporter activity. The transcript has 6 exons. NCBI's taxonomy places the organism in Eukaryota, Metazoa, Arthropoda, Insecta, Hymenoptera, Formicidae. Gene Ontology annotation, biological process: manganese ion transmembrane transport; Golgi calcium ion homeostasis; Golgi calcium ion transport. Gene Ontology annotation, cellular component: Golgi apparatus. The record is from RefSeq and is a predicted model, not a curated record. Bases 80 to 943 code for a protein of 287 amino acids.